Messenger RNA from Kluyveromyces marxianus DMKU3-1042, 609 nucleotides. RefSeq names its product Sec63 complex subunit SEC66 (gene SEC66). Lineage: Eukaryota; Fungi; Ascomycota; Saccharomycetes; Saccharomycetales; Saccharomycetaceae. Bases 1 to 609 code for a protein of 202 amino acids. The record is from RefSeq and is a predicted model, not a curated record. Gene Ontology annotation, biological process: post-translational protein targeting to membrane, translocation. The transcript has a single exon. Gene Ontology annotation, cellular component: Sec62/Sec63 complex.
AUGUCAAACAACGGUACGCAUUUCAAUGGUACUUUUUAUGAAGAACAAGAGAAAAUAGAAAUAAAGGCAGUGAGUGUGUAUACUCCAUUGGUAUAUGUCUCUAUUCUAGUCAUAUCUUUGAUGAUUUUUGCCUCAAAGUAUAGAAAGAACCAAGUCAAGAAGCUCACAGAAUUACCAAGUAUAUUUGAUGAACAUGAAGCGCGUGAUUUGUACUACUCGAUUCAGGAACUUUCUGAAACGGAGCAAAUUCACCCUAAAGUCCUAAAAGCUGCAUUAUUAAACCGUGGUGCUGAAGCGGUGAGACGUACAAUAAAGUUAAGAGAAGUUGCUGUUCAAAUAGAGAUUUUAUACAAGAACGGGUCCGUUGAUGAUAAAUAUUGGCAACGGUAUCAAAAUGAGAUGAAGUUAGUAGAUUUAGAAUUGAAGAGCUGCAUUGAGGAAGCAGAAAGACUACAACCAGAAUGGCCACAAGCAUUUGUGAACCUCUGUAGAGAAAUUUGCUUUAACCAAGCUCUUCAAAGGCGUUAUGAUUCCAUUCUAGAUAGAAAGAACGUGUACAAAAAACAGUACCAAUUAAAAUUGGAUGAUAACGGGAAACUUAUCCAAUAG